AGACCAGCCCGGCCCCGGGAGCCGCCGCCUCCCUGGAAACUUUCUCCCCGCGGCCGGGCCCGCCCGGGCAGGAGGGACCCGCCAUGGACUCGGGCAGCGAGACCCACGAGCUGAACGGGCAGGCGGAGGGCGCGGAGCCGGCGGCUGCCGAGAGGCACAGAAGGUUGCAGUUCUUUCAAAGGAACGGGCCCCUCAACAUCAACCACUACGCCAACAAGAAGAGCGCGGCUGAGAGCAUGUUGGACAUCGCCCUGCUCAUGGCCAACGCGUCCCAGCUGAAAGCUGUGAUGGAGCAAGGACCCUCUUUCAACUUCUACAUCCCCCUCAUCGUUCUCAUCAGCCUGUCACUCACACUGCAAAUUAUGGUGGGAGUGCUCCUGAUAUUCCUUGUAAAAUAUGACCUUAACAACCCUGCAAAACAUGGAAAGCUGGAUUUCCUCAACAACCUUGCAACUGGACUAGUAUUCAUUAUAGUAGUUGUGAAUAUUUUUAUCACUGCCUUUGGAGUGCAGAAACCAAUUGCUGAUUCAGCACCAAAACAAUAAGUACCAGAGACCUGGAGCAUUCAUUCCAGAUGCCAUUUGCACUUGAGCCAGUUACACCUGGACACAGUGGGGAAGACAGAAUUAUCUGAAGGAGCUGGACACACUGAGCAGCCUUCUCAAGUUUCCAACAACCAAUACAUUUGUGUACCUAAAAUUUUCCCUUCUGUUAAUAUUUAAACUGUUUGGAAUCUAGGAAAAGGUUGAUUUUGCCCCAAGGACAGUGCUUUUCUGCAAUAUUGGCAUUUCAAUCUCCGUAGGAACUCAGUUCUUUUUCAGAGAAGUGACAUAAGCUCAUCGAGCAAGGAAAUAUCAUCUGGUAGCACUUCACAGGACUUUUCUUUUUAUGUGCCUUUGGUUUUUGUGGCAAUUUGUCAUUUCCACCAUGGUAAGAAAAGUCAGGCCUUGGAUUCUGGCAUGGCCACAUUGUCCUUUAUUUCACAGCUUGGCACCAAGCCCAUGUACUCUGUAGCCCAGCUCUUUCUUUGCAGAGUGCAAAGGUAACUGUGCCUCAUUUUCCUUUUUUAUUCUACUCUAGCUAAAAAAAAGACGAGACAAACAGAAACAGUCAGCUCUCUUUUGUCCAGUUUUGCUCACAGGUACUCAUUUGUCUUGUUUCUUCAUCUCUGGACACACUUAAAGUUUCCUGUCCUUCGUGCACAGACACACAAAUAACCUAAUUGUUAAUAGUUUCUUACUAUGAACUGCUAUUCCCUGUAUUCUGUGCAUUGUAUGUAUUUCAUGGAAUCACAGAAUGGUUUGGGGUGGGUGGGACCUUGAAGAUUAUGUUGUUCCACCCCCUGCCAUGGGCAGGGACACCUUCCACUAGCCCAGGUUGCUCC
Pipra filicauda (Wire-tailed manakin) is the source of this 1384-nucleotide messenger RNA. It is a transcript of the gene NINJ1, whose product is annotated as ninjurin 1. The record is from RefSeq and is a predicted model, not a curated record. NCBI's taxonomy places the organism in Eukaryota, Metazoa, Chordata, Aves, Passeriformes, Pipridae. Gene Ontology annotation, biological process: cell adhesion; tissue regeneration. Bases 84 to 545 code for a protein of 153 amino acids. Gene Ontology annotation, cellular component: membrane. The transcript is spliced from 4 exons.